Glossina fuscipes is the source of this 2670-nucleotide messenger RNA. It is a transcript of the gene Acsf2, whose product is annotated as medium-chain acyl-CoA ligase ACSF2, mitochondrial. NCBI's taxonomy places the organism in Eukaryota, Metazoa, Arthropoda, Insecta, Diptera, Glossinidae. The record is from RefSeq and is a predicted model, not a curated record. The transcript is spliced from 3 exons. Gene Ontology annotation, molecular function: medium-chain fatty acid-CoA ligase activity. The coding region runs from base 169 to 1998 and encodes 609 amino acids. Gene Ontology annotation, biological process: fatty acid metabolic process.
GGUGAAAAAUAAAAUAUUUUCAUUUCGUAAAAACGGUUGUGGUGCUAGCUUUAUAUAAAAAAGAGGAAAAGUGUUUUCAUGCUUUUCGUUAAACUAAAUACUAAAGUGCCUUAUAACGAUUUAUUAAAUAUUAAAAAUAACAUCAAAGGGUCAGGCUAAAUAGGCAUAAUGAUCAAUAAAUACGUUCACAUUUUGAAUCGAAAAAUAUUAUUGCGAAGCGAAGCCGUAAAUUUAUCAAAAAAACGAAUCAAUCUCUUCUGGCAUCAUUUCAGUAACACCACAACUGCUCGGGCAACGUCGGUGGAAAGCAAUCAAAGUUACAUUAAUUAUUUAGGUAAAAAUCCUUUAGCAUAUCGGAACAUUGGCCAAGAAUUGGAACGCGUUGCUGUAGAUUAUGGCAGCAACGAAGCUAUUGUAUCUUGCCACGAAUCUAAACGCUAUACGUUUCGUUCGUUAAUCGAUCAAGUCGAUCGAUUGGCAGCAAGCUUAUUAAAACUUGGUUUAAAGAAAGGUGAUUAUAUUGGCUUAUGGGGCCCAAACAAUUUGCACUGGUACCUGACAAUGUUAGCAGCAUCGCGAGCGGGUCUUAUAUCGGUUGGUAUAAAUCCAGCUUUUCAAGCACCGGAAAUCGAGUAUUGUUUAAAGAAAGUGAAUAUCAAAGUCUUGGUAACUCCUCUGCAAUAUAAAAGUCAAAAUUUUUAUGAAAUCGUGCAUUCCAUUUGCCCCGAAUUAACGGCAAGUGAGAAAGGUCCCAUAAAAAGUAAAAAUUUGCCGAAUUUAGAAAGAUUUGUAAUCGAUGCAGACAGUGUCCCGAGGGGAGCCCUAACUUUCAGUGAACUUCUAGACUUAAGCAAUACGGAGGAAAUAGCGAAAAUUGCCGAACUGCAAAAAUUCAUUAUUCCCGAUUCGCCAUGUAAUGUACAGUUUACAUCUGGCACGACUGGUAAUCCGAAAGCGGCGGUUCUUUCGCAUUUUAACUUUGUUAAUAACGGCAUACAUAUCGGCAAUCGUAAUUGUUUGGAAGGGCAAAGAAUUUGUGUUCAAGUACCGUUAUUUCAUGCUUUCGGUGUUGUUAUCACGGUAAUGGCUGCCAUGAGUAAGGGCGCUACUCUAGUGCUCCCUUCGCCGGGUUUCAAUGCCGAAGAAUCGCUGAAAGCAGUUGUUAAGGAACGUUGCACUGUAAUGCAUGGCACACCCACUAUGUACGUAGACGUAGUACGUAAACAGGAAGACUGUAAUUACGACUUGGAUACCUUGAAGAUGGCAGUAACAGGUGGAGCACCCUGUUCACCGCAGUUAUUCUUAAAUAUUCAAAAGAUUUUGAAAGUUGAUGAAGUACGUAACCUUUAUGGUCUAACGGAGACCACUGCCGCAAUAUUUCAGUCACGACCCGACGAUAAUAAAGAUCAAGUGCUUAACACCGUUGGUCAUAUACAGGAUAAUAUUGAGGCGAAAAUAAUUGAUUCUGAAGGUCACACCGUACCCUUCGGCCAACCGGGUGAACUAUGCAUUAGAGGAUAUUGCACUAUGUUGGGCUAUCACGGUGAUAUUGAAAAAACCCAAGAAACUAUAGGUGCAGAUAAAUGGUUGUAUACCGGCGAUCAGUUCAUUUUAGAAGCUGAUGGUUAUGGACGUAUUGUGGGUCGUCUUAAGGAGAUGAUAAUACGCGGAGGCGAGAAUAUAUUUCCUAAAGAAAUCGAAGAUUUCCUAAAUACUCAUCCGAACAUUUUAGAAACCCACGUAAUUGGGGUACCGGAUGAACGUAUGGGCGAAGAGAUAUGUGCAUUUGUUCGUUUAACUGACACGGCAGGCGAAAUUACACGCACCAAGCUAAAAGAAUUUUGCAAAGGAAGAUUGGCGCAUUUCAAAGUACCGUACUAUGUGAUAGCAGUUAAAGAGUUCCCAAAAACAACUUCGGGGAAAAUACAAAAAUUUAAAUUAUUACAACAGUUCGAGGAAAAAUUCAAUACAAAACAACUUAAUGCUGGUAACAUAUAACAAUUUAAUAUUACGAUUGAUUGAGGUAAAGCGAAAGAAAAAGAGAAGGAAAAGAAUGUUUAUUUUGAUUCUCGAUAUCGAAUAAACUCGACAGGUGUUGAUAAUGGGUUAAAUGUAACGUGUAGAGAUUUUAAAGUCGCUGAUAAAGUAUGCAUUUCUCUUACUCUUAUCAUAUUCAAACUACGCUCGAGUUUACUCGAUAUCGAGAAUCAUAAAUAGGCCCCAAUUUGUAGUCUAUACGUAGUACUGGAUCAAAAAAAUAAGGUUAAUUUAUUUGUAACCGCAAAAAUUUGUAUUCGUUCAAAUCAAUUUCAAACAAUUUCAUUGCCUUCAUAAGGUAGCAGAAGGAAUGCAUAGUGUACAACACCACGAUAGUCAAAGAAAACUGCUAGCAACACCUUGACUUUGGCAAGGUUUUUUUGGGUCUUUACUCAUCUUUUUCACGAUAUUCACUCAGUCUACGCCCAUCUCAUUUCACUUCGCAAAUAGAAUAUAAUGCAACAUUUUUGAUCAACAAAAUCACCCAUUGUGAAAAAACGGGAAAAAUAUUUUUUGUGUCGUACAAAGCCUAAUUGAAACACUAACGCCGUUUGCGAUGUGAAAUUUGACACAGAUGUCUGUCACAGUGCUAUCAAUUUAUAAAGAAAAAACCGAUUUGAAAGAAUAAAUAAA